Messenger RNA from Marmota flaviventris (yellow-bellied marmot), 1899 nucleotides. It is a transcript of the gene Chrna4, whose product is annotated as cholinergic receptor nicotinic alpha 4 subunit. NCBI's taxonomy places the organism in Eukaryota, Metazoa, Chordata, Mammalia, Rodentia, Sciuridae. Gene Ontology annotation, molecular function: transmembrane signaling receptor activity; acetylcholine-gated monoatomic cation-selective channel activity. The record is from RefSeq and is a predicted model, not a curated record. Gene Ontology annotation, cellular component: postsynaptic membrane. Gene Ontology annotation, biological process: monoatomic ion transmembrane transport.
AUGGAGCUCCGGGGCCCCAGGGCGCCGCUGCCGCUGCUGCUGCUCCUGCUGCUGGAGACCGGCCUCCUGCCUGUGAGCAGGCCUGCAGAGACCCGGGCCCAUGCGGAGGAGCGGCUCCUGAAGGCACUCUUCUCUGGCUACAACAAGUGGUCCCGCCCGGUGGCCAACAUCUCAGAUGUGGUCCUGGUCCGCUUUGGCCUAUCCAUUGCCCAGCUCAUUGACGUGGAUGAGAAGAACCAGAUGAUGACCACGAACGUGUGGGUGAAGCAGGAGUGGCAUGACUACAAGCUGCGCUGGGACCCCAGGGACUACGAGAACGUCAGCUCCAUCCGCAUCCCCUCCGAGCUCAUCUGGAGGCCGGACAUUGUCCUGUACAACAAUGCGGAUGGAGACUUUGCGGUCACCCACCUUACCAAGGCCCACCUGUUCCACGACGGGCGGGUGCAGUGGACGCCCCCCGCCAUCUACAAGAGCUCCUGCAGCAUCGACGUCACCUUCUUCCCCUUCGACCAGCAGAACUGCACCAUGAAGUUCGGGUCCUGGACGUACGACAAGGCCAAGAUCGACCUGGUGAGCAUGCACAGCCGCGUGGACCAGCUGGACUUCUGGGAGAGCGGGGAGUGGGUCAUCGUGGACGCCGUGGGCACCUACAACACCAGGAAGUACGAGUGCUGCGCCGAGGUGUACCCCGACAUCACCUACGCCUUCGUCAUCCGCCGGCUGCCGCUCUUCUACACCAUCAACCUCAUCAUCCCCUGCCUGCUCAUCUCCUGCCUGACCGUGCUGGUCUUCUACCUGCCCUCCGACUGCGGCGAGAAGGUCACGCUGUGCAUCUCUGUUUUGCUCUCGCUGACCGUCUUCCUGCUGCUCAUCACCGAGAUCAUCCCGUCCACCUCGCUGGUCAUCCCGCUCAUCGGCGAGUACCUGCUCUUCACCAUGAUCUUCGUCACAUUGUCCAUAGUCAUCACUGUCUUCGUGCUCAACGUGCACCACCGCUCACCACGCACACACAGCAUGCCCACCUGGGUGCGCAGGGUCUUCCUGGACAUUGUGCCCCGCCUUCUCUUCAUGAAGCGGCCAUCUGUGGUCAAGGACAACUGCCGGCGGCUCAUUGAGUCCAUGCACAAGAUAGCCAAUGCCCCGCGAUUCUGGCCGGAGCCCGAAGGGGAGCCCAGCAUCCUAAGUGGUGUGCACAGCCAGGGACCGUCACCUGCCCUGUCCUUCUGUGUCCCCCUGGACACACCCGAACCCCAGCCUGCCUGCAAGUCACCCUCCAGCCAGGUUCCUGCUCCACAGCCCUUGGAGGCCGAGAAGGCCAGCCCACGCCCCUCGCCAGGUCCCUGUCGCCCACUCAACAGCCCUGGGGCCCCAAGGCUCACCAAAGCCAGGUCCUUGAGUGUCCAGCACAUGUCCAGCCCCCACGAAGCAGAAGAGGGUGGCAUCCGGUGCCGGUCUCGGAGCAUCCAAUACUGUGUUCCCCGAGAUGGUGCGGCCUCCCAGGCUGAUGGCCAGAUGGCUGGCUCCCUGUCCUCCCUGAAGGCCCACUCAGCCGAGCUCCCACCUCCAGACCAGCUCUCUCCAUGCAAAUGUACAUGCAAGAAGGAUCCCUCUGUGGUGUCCCCAGUCACUGUGCUCAAGGCCCGCAGCACUGCAGUGCCACCCCGGCACCUGCCCCUGUCACCAGCCCUGACUCGGGCAGUGGAGGGCGUCCAGUACAUUGCUGACCACCUGAAGGCAGAAGACACAGAUUUCUCGGUGAGGGAGGACUGGAAGUACGUGGCCAUGGUCAUCGAUCGCAUCUUCCUUUGGAUGUUCAUCAUCGUCUGCCUGCUGGGCACCGUGGGCCUCUUCUUGCCACCCUGGCUGGCCGGCAUGAUCUAGGGACAGAGCCAGCAAGGC